Messenger RNA from Saccostrea cuccullata (small rock oyster), 1090 nucleotides. RefSeq names its product vesicle-associated membrane protein 5-like. Gene Ontology annotation, biological process: Golgi to plasma membrane protein transport. The record is from RefSeq and is a predicted model, not a curated record. NCBI's taxonomy places the organism in Eukaryota, Metazoa, Mollusca, Bivalvia, Ostreida, Ostreidae. The transcript has 5 exons. The coding region runs from base 283 to 855 and encodes 190 amino acids. Gene Ontology annotation, cellular component: plasma membrane.
CUGCCCAUUAAUACUUUUACGAACAUCCCGGUUUAAUAACCAAAAUAAUUUUCACAUUUAUUUCAAUAAUUUCAGUGUUUUUGCUUCUUUGAUUGAAUGAUUAUAUGAUACGCCUGUUCACUUUACAUGCUAAAGGCAAUUUUUAAAUAACCCAGACCAUUUUUACGACCUAAUUUAUUUUUACAACUUGACGAAGUUUUGUUGCAUGACGACACUCCAGGUAAUUUGUAAAAAUUCCCAGGCAGCCAAAUCUCUACCCUGUUGGAUUUUUCACCGGUAAACAUGAAGAAGAAAGAUCAGAAGAUAAAAAGACACCGUCAAAUGCGAAAGGGAGUAAAGAAGAGACAGGAAGAAACAGAUAUUGACCCCGAGAAUCCAGAGGAAAUCGAGACAUGCAUCCUGACGGAAGACAAAAGAUGUCGAAGCCUAGAGAAUCUACAACAUCACGACGAAGAAAGAAAAGAAAUGAGAAAAAUUGUGAGAAUGAACAGCAUUAGGAAGACUAAGAGCGUGGACGAUAUUUUACGUGAACAACUCGAUGAGGUAACAGAGGUCAUGCAGCAAAAUAUCAUAAAACUUCGGGAUCGGCAUGGCAGUCUAGACGAUCUUCUUGACAAAGCGAACAUACUGACUGGCUCGGCUGUAGAAUUCAAGAUCGUGAGUAAAAAGGUCAAACAGAAAGAGAAGUUGAGGAUGUGGAAGUAUCGUAUCCUGGCAGGAGUAGCAGUGGCGGUUGUUUGUGUGGUGUUGUUGGUGGUGGUGUUAGCGGUGGUAUUUACACAGCAAGACGAUAAAUCACCACCUCCCAAUAUUGUGUUGAUUUCUAACCUGAGUCGGAUUUCUGGCUCCUUAUAGCAACUACCUCAUUGUGUGUAUGCUUGUGUAGUGUGUGAGAUGUAAGAGAGUAUGUUUGUGAAAUGUCAAAAAGAUUGUUAACACAGAUUGUGACAAGAAAAAACUUAAUUGGUGGAUGUGUAUGUGAGCUUGUCACUUUUUUAAGCAAUGGUAUUUAAAAGCGCAACACCCCCCCCUAAAACCCCCACUAUAUACAUCAUAAUAGUGGGGUAUUUUUUGUGGAGCGAUUAUUUUG